CUUGUGACUGCACAUAUCGGGGACUUGCGGGUCUUUCGUGUACUCUUCUCACCAAACGAGGUUUUUCAAAGCAUUCUCAUCGGCUAAAUCCCGAAGUAAGCGUUUCAUUGGACAAAAAAACGUCCCAUCUUAAAGCUUGUUGGAAGUCGUUUGGCUUUAUGGUGAAGUUUAACAGGCGUACAUAACUUUGUUUUGUUUAGCUCAACUCGCUAGCCAAGACACGUUAACGCAUUUUGAUCGUUUUUACUUCUUGCCAGCACCGAUUUGUUAAUUAAAAAAAAAAAAGAGAGAAUUAUAAUACUAAAGGGCUGUGAGAUAUCAAAAGAACCGUUAUGUGGCAAGAUAACAAAUAUUAAUAAAGUUAACAAAAAAAUAAAUCACUUUCAUGACCAAUUAUCGAAAAUAGAUCUAAAAUUAGCCCGGAAACAGUCGAAUGGGGCUGUGACGUCACAAUCAGCUAGCAAAAGGUCGAGACAUGCACCAUCGUUGUUGAGAGAGUUGCGUUCGUGUUUUAUCAAAAGAUAGCUAAAAUGGUUCAAACCUGUUGUGCUAUGUGGUGUACAAAUAGCCAUUUGUCGCAAUAUAGUACCCAUUCAUUCCCAAACGCGAGAAAAAGACCUGGACUACGCAGACAAUGGGUAAAGUUUGUCUGUGUAAAGAAGGCUAAUUUUGCAGACCCACCCCCUGGCACGAUUUUGUGUGGUGCACAUUUUACACCUGAAAGCUAUUCGAACUAUCAACAAGUGAAAUCAGGUUUUGCUCAGAAAUUGCUGCUGAAAGCAGAUGCGGUGCCCACCAUACACGCGCCACCUAAAUAUCCCGAGAUCUCAAGAAAGAGGACGAUGACUGGCACGGAUGAGACCACCCCACCACCCCAGGCAAAGCAAAGGAGGGGAGCAGCUAGGCUCGAAAUGGCCAGAAGUCACGCAGACGUCACUGUCGAAGAUCUUCACCCUGAGAAGCACGAUCCCCUCCACGUUAAACAGGAGGAGGAGUCCGAGAUGCCUUGUAUCAAACAGGAGGCGGCGCCAGAGACCCCCGACAUCAAAGAAGAAGAACAGGAAGAUAAAAUCCCCAAGUUUCCAAUGUGUGUCAGUGUGAAAAUCGAAGAAGACGAAGGUCCAAGCGAAGAAAGCGGAGCAGCGAAACCUUCCAGCGACAGCUCAUUUCAGCACCUGACAACAAAAGGAGGGGGACAAUCGCAAACAGACGGCCUUUUAGCUCCGCUUUCGGACAGCGACGAUGUAACGUCACACUCUUCUGACACUGACACUGAUGAGGAGGAAAAUGACUUUGACCAAAAUGCUUCGGAAUCCUUUAACAAUUCAUUGAAAAAAGACACUCAAGAAUGCGGAAUGAGGAAGGCUUUUGCCUGCACACUUUGUGAUAAAAGAUUUUUUCAGAAGACCAGUUUAAAAAAUCAUCAGCAUACACACACUGGAGAGAAGCCUUUCGCCUGCACACUUUGCGAUAAAAGGUUUUAUUGUAAGGCUUAUUUAGAACUGCAUCAGCGUACACAUAGUGGGAAAAAGCCUUUUCCCUGCUCACUUUGUGAUAAAUCGUUUUCUUGGAAACAUCGUUUAAAAAAACACAUUCGUACACACAAUGGGGAGAAGCCUUUUGGCUGCACAAUUUGUGGUAAAAGAUUCACUAAGAAAGGAAGUUUAGUCAUGCACGAUAGAAUACACACUGGUGAGAAGCCUUUUGCCUGCUCACUUUGCGAUAAAAGAUUUUAUACUAAGAGUGAUUUAGAAAGGCAUAAACGUACACACACUGGAGAAAAGCCUUUUGCCUGCUCAUUUUGUGGUAAAAGAUUCACUCAGAAAGGAAAUUUAGUCUUGCACGAAAGAAUACACACUGGAGAGAAGCCUUUUGCCUGCUCACUUUGUGGGAAAGGAUUUACUCAGAAGGGACCUUUAGUAUUGCACACAACAAAACACACUGUGGAAAAACCUUUGAAUUGCAAUGUGUGACCAAAUAUUCUGAUUCCUGCCACGCAUAUACAGUGGAAAAAGUAUUUCAAUUUCCUUAUGCAGUUUCCCUUAAGCCUCUUUUGAAAAAGUUGUUCUAAUGAUUUUGCAGGUCCUGUUCUUUUUAACAACUGUCCAAUAUUCUGAUUUUCUUAAUUGAAUGAAUUGAUGUUAUAUAUCUUUCUGUUGGGAUUGUUCCAUACUGCUUUCUAAAGCCCACGGGCGUAGGUUUGGUCUCAACAUUGGUAGGGACGCUAUAACAGCAUAGCCUGCAUAUACACUUUUUGCUGGGGACGGGACAUUAAUAAGACCAAACAGAUUGGGUGAACGUGGGACUGGGCUACAUUUCUCACAAAUAUGCUGAUGUGUUGCCUCCGUAAAAAUGAAAAAAGUUAAAAUUGUUAUUUUCAAGGGAGAUAAUGGGGGAAAUCCCUCUUUCUUCAUAUAAAGGAAAUUUACAGUGGAUGUGUUUUUGUGUGCUUUUUUUUUUUUUUUUUUUACAGAAAUGUUUGCAUAGGCAGCAAAUAACAUUUUUAAAUGAAUAACGGAGAAAACUAAUAAAUUUAGUCAAUGAAGAAAUGCACAGUUGAAGUAACGUUAACGGUAGAAAACACAUACAGUACAGGAGGAAACUUCUCUAAGCUGCUUCCAACUCGAGUUUUGCAGGUUAGUAAGUUCACACAGUUUAAUGUUAUGCCAACUGUGAUGCAGGUCGGACUUUAAGUAACAAAAUUAGUGGCGUGUGUCCCACCUCCACAACAUUGACGUGUACUUACAGCUGCUGUUGUGGCUGGCCGAAAAAAAAAAUCUAAUAUCCCUCGUCUUUGAAGGGGGUGGAGGAGGCGGCAGGUUGACUUGUAUUUCUGUCGGGGUUGUGUGAGUAUGCGUGUUUGUUCAAGACAUCAGCCAAUCAAACGUGCGUUUGAGGGCAAAAAAAUGGACCGGCACAUUCAGCAGUGAAAAGGGGUAAAUGUAGGUCUGAACAUAAUGAAAAUACAGUAAUUCACUUAAUAAUGGAAGGGUCAAUUCUAUUCUUACAACCUAUGUGAAGACAUUAUUGAUUAUUAUUAAUAAUUAUCAAUUAAUAUAUAAUCAAUUAAUAAUGAUAUAAUUCAAAUACGGUUGCUUAAAAGUUGGUGGGGACAAUUUGAGUAUCCUGAAAAGUUGGUAGUGUUAUGUCCCUACCAUCCCGAUGCAAACCUCCACCCUUGCUAAAGCCCCUUUCAGACUUAUGUCCCGUUAAAUUCCCGUGUAAGGUGACGCAGGAUUUAAACGUGUCAUACCUUUGACACAUGGGGAAAUGUCCCAGGAAUAAACCGGGUUGUAUGUGUGAAAGUGGGUUCCCGGGUUGGCGUCUCGGCGCUCUCUGUGCGGGGAGGGCGGCUGGCGCGAUGUUAUAACCAGAGCAUUACGUCAUUUUUGGUCUGCAUCGGCUGUCACAUUCUGUUGGUCAGAUCGUGUUUUGUUACAGAGCGUUCCCGAUGUCGUACCUGAAGUCAAUUCAAGGUAAUCAAGACUGUAUUUUAAGCUCAGGCGAUCUAAGAGAAGGGUGCCGAGAUUUCAACUUGCUGGGCACCAUUCGACACUCUGUACUCUUGAAUGUCGUGCAUUUGCUGGCUUGUUUGUCAACCGCCCUUCUUUUGAAAUCCUCUACGUUGUGCUGGCAUUUGGGUAUAUUUAUUUUGUUAUCGGUUCUCUUCCUACCGUUUAGGUGAAUAUUAUUGAUCCU
Corythoichthys intestinalis (scribbled pipefish) is the source of this 3699-nucleotide messenger RNA. Its product is annotated as gastrula zinc finger protein XlCGF52.1-like. Lineage: Eukaryota; Metazoa; Chordata; Actinopteri; Syngnathiformes; Syngnathidae. The transcript is spliced from 2 exons. Bases 531 to 1973 code for a protein of 480 amino acids. The record is from RefSeq and is a predicted model, not a curated record.